AUGCCGAGUGCGUCAGUCAACCUCGGGAAAUCGCGCAUCGAGUGGGACACCGCCACGAACGCGGAAGACGUCCAGGCCACGGCUGCGUUUCGGGAGGCAGCGCAGCGCUCUCCGCUGACUGACUCUGAUGAAAAGGGAACAUUUGAAAGACCGUGCAGUGAGGGCUUCCACCAGCCAUCGGACGCGGGGGUGGUGCUCGAGCGGGUGGCCUACGACAACGAGGGCCUCGACGAGAAGAUCAUGACCCACGGCGGCCCAAGGACCUCGCGCGCAUGA
Anthostomella pinea is the source of this 276-nucleotide messenger RNA. The record is from the annotation of a GenBank genome assembly. NCBI's taxonomy places the organism in Eukaryota, Fungi, Ascomycota, Sordariomycetes, Xylariales, Xylariaceae.